ACGAGAGGGAGGCAGGACGGCAGGGAGACUGGCAACAGGUCUCACUGCUCUGGGGGACAAACUGUACGUCAGCCAACAAAAAACUAUUUCAAUAAAUCCGCACAGAGACAUUAUCUCACAUGGAUACGGUCAUCAGUUAGUGACUAACAGCUGGUUCCUCGUUUUAUGUGGUUUGGCUUUUAUUAAGGAGGACACAUUUUCAGAGGAAUAAUAAAGAUGAUUAAGGACAUGAUUCAGCACGCGAAGAAACAUCCAGGGUUAAUCCCUCAGUUUUUCUUCAUGACUCUGGGCAUCUCAGGUGCCACGCUCUACCUGAUCCGUCUGGCAAGAGGGCCCCAUGUCACCUUCUGGGACAAAAAGAACAACCCUGAGCCCUGGAACAAGCUCGAUCCGACCUAUCAGUACAAGGUGACAAUUCCCAUCCCCCAAUUUACAGCUGCUGCAGAGAAUCCUAAUCUUGACAAAACCACCACUGCUUCUCUGAGUCACAGAAAAUCUAGCAAACACCAUAAGUGUAUUGUUUUUUUUCCUAAAUAGAGUAAAAUUAUUUAGCAUUAGCAAAAUAUCACAAGAAGAUCGCACCUACUUCAAACUUUUUGUCAAGUCUGUUUAAACUUGAUCUGAAAGAAAUAAGAACACCUCUAAAACAUUUUUACAUUCUGUCAAGUUACAACUGCAAACAUCCAUGUAAAUUAUGACUUUAUGUGUUGCUGUAGGAAAAUAGUGCACAGUUUGACAUUUUCUUUAAAUGAAAGUCUGAGAAGUUUGUGUAAAGAAGCUCUUAAUGUCACAGAGCACUGUUCAAACCAGUAUCAGAAAAUGUAAACAACAAAAUAAUGAAGUCAAGUUCAGUUGAUUAUUUAUAAUGAUUGAAAAGGUUUUCUAUCUAAGCAAAACAGCAGACUGCGCUGAGUCACUUAUUUGCAGCUUUCAGCUCCUGGAUGAGCAUUUAAUAUGCAUACUCUCAUAUUAAGUAUGCAGCAGUGUCACAUGCUUAACCACAGUGAGAGUUACAACAGCAUAGUUGAGAUAUAAGUUUAUUAUAUUAUAAAUUGUAGAGACAUACUACAAAGGACAUGAGGCCGAGGUGCUUUUCAUACUUUUGUCCCACACAACACACUGAGGGUUGUUGUUUUUCUGCGAUAAAACACAUAAAAGUUCAAGAGGUAUUACGUAGUACUUUGCAAGGAAAGGUAUAUCUGAAGAAACAAAUGAACACACUAUUUACUCAGUAUAAAGAAACCAACCAAACCAUUAGAUUUGCAUUGAUGUAGAUGAUCUGAUUUUGGAGGAAAGAUAACUUUUCUGAAGAUUUGUAAAGUCGGGGUUCUUGCCAGAGGAAUAAAAGUUGCUGCAGACAAAAGGUCACGACAAAACAUGUUUAAUUCUCACUAGCAAGCCAAAGGUCGCACAUCGAAAUUCCACCAACGUCCAAACAAUAACCAUAAUGAGGAUGGGGGAGUGAAAGUGAAGAAAGGGGAAAAGCGUUAACUGUUUGAUUGAUCAUGAAAAGUACAUGUAGCGAAAAUAAUCAGUGCAAUAAAAGAAAAGCAACCGU
This is a messenger RNA of Poecilia latipinna (sailfin molly), 1558 nucleotides long. Its product is annotated as cytochrome c oxidase subunit NDUFA4-like. The record is from RefSeq and is a predicted model, not a curated record. The transcript has 3 exons. Lineage: Eukaryota; Metazoa; Chordata; Actinopteri; Cyprinodontiformes; Poeciliidae. Gene Ontology annotation, cellular component: respiratory chain complex IV. The coding region runs from base 217 to 537 and encodes 106 amino acids.